AUGUUUCAGGGAAUCAAGAGCAUUACGAAGAGUUUUGAGGCCGAAAUAGUGGAAAAUGAGCGGAAGCGGAAGUCGAGCGCGAAAGAAGUCGAAAGCCGGAAGCAAAAGAAGCAAAUCCUCCCCCUUCUGAAGAGUCAUGAGGAUCCUAAUGAGCAUAUCGCCAAGUUUUUGGGUGUUCUAAACACAUUCAAGCUCCAUGGGAUAACGGCGGACCAAAUUAAACUUCGGAUGUUUCCUUUUUCCUUGAGGGACAAGGCUAGCAUUUGGUUGCAUUCUCUACCUAAUGAGUCCAUUCACAAUUGGAGGGAGUUGGCUCAAGCCUUCCUUAACAAAUAUUUCCCUCAUGGCAAGACUACAAAGUUGACUAAAGACAUACUUGAGUUUGUCCAAUUUGAAGGAGAAUCACUUCAUGAGGCAUGGGAGCGGUUCAAGGAUUUACAACGAAGUGUACCCCAUCAUCGGCUCAAUAGAGAGCAUGUUAUACAAAUCUUCUAUGAUGGGACGAAUGUCACUACCCGAGCUACUAUCGAUGCGGCUUCGGGGGGUUCACUUAUGCAAAAGACCUAUGAGGAAGCCCUUGAAUUGGUGGAGAAAUUGGCCGUGGUUAGUAGUACUUGGGGUCCUAUGGAGAGAAGAGCACCACCUACUCAAAAGUCACUCAUGACUCUUGAUCAAGUAAGGGAGAUGGAAUCCAUAAAAGCCGCAAAUGCUUCGCUUCAAGCUCAAGUGGAUGCUCUCAAGAAGCAAGUCGCUCCUAUGCAAAGAAACGCUCCGGUGGCUUAUGUUCAAGUAGGUUGGCAAGGCAAUGCUCAAGGGCCUAAUCAUGCGGGUCCAAGCUUCCAAGGUGGAAAUAGACCUCCCCAACAACAAGGAAAUUACCAUCACAAUCAAGGUCAUGGCAACAAUGCGGGUGCUAGACCUCAACAUCCUCCCGGGUUUCAACCUCAAAGAAACAUGGAUGAAGGGAAUAUGCUUGUUAAGUUGAUGGAUGAGCUUAGAGAGAUGAAGCAACUUCAAAAGAAUCAAGCCGCCACUAAUCAAAUGAUUGAGACUCAAAUAUCUCAACUUGCUAUCAAUCUUCAAGGUAGACCACAAGGGGGAUUGCCAUCUACUACGGAGAACAACCCUAGAGAACAUGUUAAGGCGGUAGAGCUCCGAAGCGGGAGAACUCUUGAGAAAGCCAACGGAAAGAGGCAAGUUGUUGAGAAGGAUGAGCCUCAAGUGGUAAUUGACAUAGCAAGUUCAAGUCAAGAGUUGCCAAAGGAAUGUGAGGAAGUGAUUGUCGAGGUUGAAGAGCCCUAUGUGAAGCCGCCACCACCUCCACCGUUUGUACCACCGGUUCCAUUCCCAAGCCGGUUGAGGAAAGCUCAAGGGAACGAAAAAUUUCACAAGUUCCUUGAGAUUUUCAAGAAAUUGCAAAUCAAUCUAAGCUUGGCGGAUGCACUUCGGGAGAUGCCCCAAUAUGCAAAAUUCUUGAAAGACAUAAUUAUGAACAAGCGUAGUUGGGAGCAAGGUGGGACAAUACCGCUCACGGAGCAUUGUAGUUCAAUAAUCCAAAGCAAUUUACCGACAAAGCUUAAAGAUCCAGGGAGUUUUUCUAUACCUUGCACCAUAGGAAAUAUGAAUGCUAUAAAUUGUUUGUGUGAUCUUGGGGCAAGUAUUAACUUGAUGCCAUUGUUUCUUUUUAGGUCUUUAUUUGGUGAUCAACCGGUAAAGCGCACCUCGAUGGUAUUGCAACUUGCCGAUCACUCUCUCAAAAAGCCGUAUGGGAUAGUAGAAGACGUACUCGUUAAAGUGGAUAAAUUCAUCUUUCCGGUGGAUUUUGUGAUCUUAGACUAUGCGGUGGAUAAAGAAUGUCCUAUGAUUCUCGGUCGCCCUUUUAUGAACACCGGGCGUGCUCUCAUCGAUGUUCACGCCGGCAAGCUCACCUUGAGAAUUGAUGAGGAAAGUGUGGAGUUUGAUAUGAAGAGAGUGAUGCGGAAUGCCAUCGAGGAGGAAGAUUGCAUGAGAAUCGAUUUGGUUGAUGAACUUGUGAGGGAUACUCUUGAAGCGAGUAUGGAAGAGUUUAAUCAAGACGGAGUGACGAAAAAUCAACUUCUGGGUUCCCUACAUGAGUGUCUCGAUUCGAGACACCCAACUAAAGAGAGUGUCUCGAAUCGAGACACUAAGAAAAAGGGAGCAGAAGCUCCCUAUGGUCUUGUCUCGAUUCGAGACAGUCCCAUAAGUAGACUGUCUCGAAUCGAGACAAGAGCAACAGAAGGGGACCCAAAUUUUUCUGAAUGUUCGAAAGUCACCUUCCAUUCCGAUAGUCCGAGUGAGGAGUAUUCCGAGGAGGAUGAACCUAAGCCGGAGAAUUUGAACAAGAGUAGUGGUGUGACUCCACCAUCGUCCAAGGUGCCACCACAAGUUGAGUUGAAGCCACUUCCAUCUCAUCUCCGGUAUACCUUUGUUGGGGAGAAUGAGACUUUGCCAAUAAUCAUCUCGAACAAGCUUUCUAAGGAACAAGAGAGGAGGGUGGUACAAGUGGUGAAGGAGCAUGUUUUAGCAAUAGGGUGGCAAAUCUCCGACAUACGUGGAAUAAGUCCUCAAAUUGUGAUGCAUAAGAUCAAUCUCGAAGAUGAGUCAAAGAAGUCGGCUCAAAGGCAACGAAGAUUGAAUCCGAAUAUGAAGGAGGUAGUGCACAAAGAAAUUGUUAAGCUCCUCGACGCCGGAAUAAUCUACCCUAUUUCGGAUAGUGAGUGGGUAAGCCCAAUUCAAUGUGUCCCUAAGAAGGGCGGUAUGACAAUGGUGGAGAAUGAAAAAGGAGAACAAAUAUCCACAAGGACGGUAACCGGUUGGCGAGUAUGCAUUGAUUAUCGGAAGCUCAACGAGGUAACCCGAAAGGAUCACUUUCCGCUACCAUUUAUCGAUCAAAUGUUAGAAAGGGUAGCGGGGCACAAAUUUUACUGCUUCCUUGAUGGGUACUCCGGUUACAAUCAAAUAUUAAUUCUCCCGGAAGAUCAAGAGAAGACGACCUUCACAUGCCCCUACGGUACCUUUGCAUAUCGGCGAAUGCCCUUCGGACUAUGCAACGCACCCGCCACAUUUCAAAGAUGUAUGACCUCAAUCUUUAACGACAUGAUUGAGGAUAUUAUGGAGGUGUUCAUGGACGAUUUCUCCGUGUUUGGCGAUUCAUUCGAUGGUUGUUUAGCGAACUUAAGGCGGGUUUUAGCAAGAUGUGUUGAGACAAACUUGGUGCUAAAUUGGGAAAAGUGCCACUUUAUGGUGGAUGAAGGCAUUGUACUCGGGCAUAGGAUAUCGGAAGCGGGAAUUGAAGUGGAUAGGGCAAAAACAGAAGUUAUUGAAAAAUUAGUCGCUCCGGCUACGGUCAAAGGAGUUCGGGCAUUUCUAGGCCAUGCGGGCUUCUACCGGCGAUUCAUUAAGGACUUUUCAUCUAUUGCACGGCCCUUGACGAGAUUGCUAGUUAAAGAUGUGCCGUUUGAAUUCACCGAGGAAUGUCAAGGUGCUUUUGAGAGGCUUAAGGAGGCACUUGUGACCGCGCCAAUUAUAUCGUCUCCGGAUUGGAGCUUGCCCUUUGAGCUCAUGUGUGAUGCGAGUGACCAAGCUUUAGGGUGUGUUUUGGGUCAGAGGAAGGAUAAGAAGGUCCACGUGAUUUACUACGCAAGCCGGACCAUGGCGGGAGCUCAACUCAAUUACACCACCACCGAAAAAGAGAUGUUGGCGGUGGUAUUUGCUUUAGACAAGUUUCGGCAAUAUUUGCUCGGAUCAAAGGCCAUCAUUUAUACCGAUCAUGCCGCCUUGAGAUAUCUUUUUGCUAAGCAAGACGCAAAACCAUGGCUUAUUCGAUGGAUCCUUUUAAUGCAAGAGUUUGAUGUAGAAAUCCGAGACAAAAAAGGAACGGAGAACGUUGUGGCGGAUCACCUAUCACGAUUAGAAGUUCCGGAACCUAUUCCAAUUGGUGUUGAUAUUAAUGAACGGUUCCCGGAUGAAAUGUUGAUGGUAAUCUCGGAAGUGGAGACACCUUGGUAUGCGGAUAUAGCUAAUUACUUGUCUUCAAAUGUCAUGCCACCGGAUCUAUCGCACCAUCAAAAGAAGAAAUUUUUGAGUGAUGUGAAACGUUUUUUGUGGGAUGAGCCGUACCUUUUCAAGAUAUGUGGUGAUGGGAUGAUUCGGAGGUGUGUAUCUUUAAAGGAAGUGAUGCCAAUUUUGAGCCAUUGUCAUGAGGCGGAUUACGCCGGGCAUUAUGGGGCAUCAAGAACCGCGGCUAGAGUGCUAGAAAGUGGGUUCUUUUGGCCUACCCUAUUUCGCGAUGCCAAGGAGUUUGUGGGGCAUUGUGAUCGUUGUCAACGAGUAGGGAACAUUUCCAAACGAGAUGAGAUGCCAUUGACCUCAAUCCAAGAGGUGGAGAUCUUUGAUGUGUGGGGCAUAGAUUUCAUGGGGCCAUUUCCGAUGUCUCAUGGAAAUCUUUUUAUCUUGGUUUGUGUGGAUUACGUCUCGAAAUGGGUAGAAGCGGAGGCUUUACCUACAAACGAUGCCAAGGUAGUGGUGAAGUUUCUCAAGCGUCUAAUUAACCGAUUUGGGACUCCAAGGGUUAUCAUUAGUGAUGGGGGGUCGCAUUUUUGCAACCGGCAAUUUGAGGUUUUGAUGAAAAAGUACAAUGUGUACCACCGAGUUGCUACUCCCUAUCACCCCCAAACGAGUGGUCAAGUGGAAGUUUCGAAUCGGGAGUUGAAGAGGAUUUUAGAGAAAACAGUAAAUGGGACAAGAAAGGAUUGGUCCCUCAAGUUGGAUGACGCUUUAUGGGCUUACCGCACGGCAUUUAAGACACCUCUCGGUAUGUCGCCGUAUCGGAUUGUGUAUGGUAAGGGGUGUCACUUGCCGGUUGAAUUAGAACACAAAGCCUAUUGGGCAAUUAAAAAGUUGAACUAUGACUUCAAGGCGGCCGGUGAGAAGCGGUUGAUGCAACUUAAUGAGUUAGAUGAAUUCCGACUUGAUGCUUAUGAGAAUGCCAAACUUUAUAAAGAAAGAACGAAGAAAUGGCAUGAUGCUCACAUCUCACCCAAGUCAUUUGAAGUUGGAGCUUUUGUGUUGCUCUAUAAUUCAAGGUUGCGGUUGUUUCCGGGAAAAUUAAAAUCUCGGUGGAGUGGUCCGUAUAAGAUCCGGCACGUGGCGGUUCAUGGAGCAAUAGAAUUAGAAAAUCAAAAGGGCGAGACGUUCAAGGUCAACGGAAACCGUUGCAAGCCCUACUUGGGACCUUUGACGGGUCAAAUAGAUGACAAGAUCUAUCUUGCUCCCCCUUCAAAGAGUUCGGUGAAGCAUUUCGUCGGAAAAAAUCAAGGUUCCCCAAGAAAGGAAAAACAGAAUAAUCUGUUUUCCCUUGUCUCGAAUCGAGACAAGCCUCUUAGGAAGUUGUCUCGAUUCGAGACAAGAGAAGCAGAUUAUUCUGCUUCUCAGCUCUUGGUGUCUCGAAUCGAGACACCUGAUUAA
Molecule: messenger RNA, 5487 nt
Organism: Mercurialis annua (annual mercury)
Lineage: Eukaryota; Viridiplantae; Streptophyta; Magnoliopsida; Malpighiales; Euphorbiaceae
Exons: 4
Coding region: 1-5487 (1828 amino acids)
Biological process (GO): DNA integration
Molecular function (GO): nucleic acid binding
Source: RefSeq, a predicted model, not a curated record